ACGCGGCGGCCGCGUAGAGGACCGUCUUCGUACUGCGCGUCCGUUGGCGGGAGUCAGUUCCGGAGUCAAGGUCGUCUGAAGAGAGAGAGGAUUCCGUUUUUCUCUCCCUCUCACGCUCUCAUCUCGCGAAGGCUCGAGGGGCGGAAGCUCGACUCGCGUCGAGCGCUACAAGUCGUCGGUUGGGAUCGUCGCGGCGUCGAGGGGGAUCAUGAUUUUCCUCUGACGAAGAGCCGCGCAACCGUGUCUGGCGUUAAAUCCGAGAUGGGAAUAUGAGCUGAAGACCUCAUGUACUCGUAUGUACACAACGUGCUAUCUCCUAUAACGUAACAUCUUCUCACUUCUGUAAUGUAGCGGAAUAACGUCCAGUUAGACCGAAAAUGGAAAAUACCCUCCGCAUGUCGAACGCAUCGUCGAACAACUGCCUUCGUACGACCUCACCCUCGUGCUCAGCGGGACCCGUCUAACGUCGUCCAACCCGGAAGUCGUGCUCCAGGGAAUUUGACAGCGGGCAAGAAAGAUGUAAUUUAGUUUUUUCCGCCGUAUUACGACGGGGAUAACACGUGACACGAGUACACGGGACAUCGAGCGUCGAAUUGACGUUGAUCGUUGACAUGCCGGCGAUGUCGGGAGCAUAAAACGCGGCGUUGUACCGCCCGCUUUGAAGAUGCUGGUGGAUGACUGCGGAAGCGGGAUGGGGUGGACUACGGCUAGCGUGCGCGGCGGUUGGUCCACCCCGGGAGGAUGCAGAAAUUCAGCCAUGAGCUUCGGCGGCAGCGUGCCGUCCUUGCACCCGACCGGUUCGAUAAGAUCGUUGCGCUCGCAACACUCCAUGCAGGCUCCGCCCGAGACACCGCGAAGAUGCAUACAUUGUCAUCCGGUACAUGUCCCCAGUACCCCCAAUAAUUAUAUGCAACAUCCUAUGCAGUACUAUACGCCAACUCAUUGUAUAGAGGGUCAAAAUGGCAUGUAUACGCCGCACCGUGGAAGUUCGUAUCACGGCGAUACUCGUUUGCGUUACGUGGACGCCGAUGACACUAUAGGUGGCAAUACGAACUGGGUCUUAGGCGAUCUGCGCAGCCUGCAUCGUUGCGUACCCGCAUUUCGUCGUACAGGGAUAGACGUUACCGGUAUGCGGACGCAUUUCUAUCCAGAGGGUGGAUGGGGCUGGCUGGUCUGCGCCGCCGGUUUUCUCGCCAUGUUGCUCACUACCGGGAUGCAGCUUGCCUUCGGAUUACUACAUCUUUACGCCGCCAGACAUCUUGGUGAGGUCCAUUUGAUGGACAUAGUGUGGGCGGGGGCGUUGAGCGCCGCGAUCUCCCGCGGUUCCGCGCCGCUGGUCGUCGGCGCGUGUCGCCGUGGCAAUACGAGGCUCACGGCGGUGAUCGGUGGCCUGGUGCUGGCCCUGGCGUCGCUCUUCACCUCGUUCGCCGUCCAGAUGCAUCAAGUGCUCCUUAGCUACGGUCUGGUGCUGGGCACGGGGGCUGGCCUCGUGAGGGAAACCGCCAGUCUGGUAUUGGGCAAUUACUUCAGAAAACGACGGGAGUUCGUCGAGAUGGUGGUGCAGGCCGGCACCGGCGUGGGAAUAGUGCUCUUCAGCGUCGUCUACAAAGAAGCGGUCGGGAAGCUGGGCUGGCGACUGGGACUUCAAUCGGUAACCGGAGCGCUCUCGUUGGCCUUCUUCCUGGGGCUGAUUUACCGGAGUGCCUCGCUGUACCAUCCUCAGCGGCGAGCCAUCCUGCAUCUAAAGAAUCAGCGCGGCAAAGUCAAAGAGAAGAAAUCCGGGACCAAGGUACCGAGGCAGCCGUUGGUCGAUCUGAGUCCUCUGGGAUCACGUCCCGUGAGAAUGCUCAUGCUGGCCGCCGGUGCUGCCGGUUUCGGUCUUUACACCCCCGCCUUCUAUAUCGCUCUGCAAGGCUACCAGGACGGACUGGAGGCUAGCGCCCUGGUACUGCUACAGACCUUUCUGGGCCUGGCGGCGGCACUCGGAUGCGCGGCUUUGGGGGUAGUUAUCGUCAGACCUUCCGCUCAGUGCCUAGUAUCCAGGCAAUAUCUCUGUCAAGCGGCACUCAUUGGGGUUGCCGUAGCUCAAGUGGCGCUUGGUAGCGUGCAAGGUUACCACGGACUUGUGCUGGCCUCCGCGCUCUACGGCGCCUCGCUCGGCGGCACACUCUACUCCCUGAAGAUGCUGGCCCUGGAGAGGCUGCGUGCGAGACACUUCGCCAGAUCGUGGGCUUUGGUGCAAGCCGCGGAAGCCCUACCCAUCCUUCUUGGAGUUCCUCUCACAGGUUACAUGAACGCGAGCAGCCCGCGGGUGGGCUACUACGCGUGCACGCUGAGUUCCUUGUGCGGCGCGGCGCUCCUCUUCCUGGUCGGCUGGGGACGGCAGCCGGCGUCGCCGGUCUUGCCGGGGCCGCGUCUCUCCAGCCUCGGCAUCGUGCCGCCACCACCGCCGUGCGCGUGCCCGCCGCCGCCGCGGCCCCGGCUGCCCAAGUCGCAGUCCCUCCACGUGCCGCUGGACGUCGAGGACGGCAUGCGCGAGCGCGACUUCGUCGAGCGGGUGCACGACCACCAUCCGAUCGUCGACCACUACUGCCAUCCGCAGUUCCACCACGCGCCGUUGAGGCCCAGCAAGAGCGUGCCGGAGGGUCUCGGCCAUCAGGACCCGUACCGGACCCGGCCGCGUCGCCACCGCGACAUCACCGUCAUAGAGCAGAUCACCACCAGCGUGUAAGAUGAUGGGAUUCACCCGACGACCCUCCUGUCGGCGCGUCAUAUUAGGCUAAUGGCACCAGAGAGCUCGGCAACGUUCGUUUCAUCCUAGGAUUUUAAAUUUCGCGUUUGCAGCAUAGUUGGUCGGUAACGGCGACACGGCUAUCACGUUUCAUCGAGACGCGAUCUGCAUGAACAGUUUAUAUUGAUUUCAGACUUGUACAAAAGCCUCAGGAAGCUUCUGUAAAAGCUUUUUUACCUUCUUGUCUUUCUCACGCUCCGGAAGUAGGAUCGCAUCGGGAAAGAGCAGAGGAUCGCGUUUCUUUUUAUAAUUUACGUCGCGCUGUAUCACGUUUUAUUAUUACACACCAUUCGCUGGCUUACCUUCCCCCCUUUUUUCUUAUUCUUCGCGUCCGUCGCGUAAGUCUAAUUUGCCGGAAAAUUUAAGGUGGCUCUUGAAGGAAGGUUGGGGACCAUUAGCGUAAAAGCUAGCGCGCAGUUGCAAGCAUAAGCGGGAAGUAAAAUAGUGGUCAUGAAAAAGGAAAUAAUUGCGCGCAAGUCGUACCAUGCGCGCGCGUUGGCUACGAUCAUGCGAUCGUAAAUCAAGGAGGAAUGACAGUUAAACAUCGCUCUUUAGAAACAUUCCUGCUACGUUGUUCUCCUAGUUAGCGAUCGACUAUUGAAUUGAAUUAGCUAGCAAAAUCUCCAUUGAAUAGACGAGAUUGAAGUGUAUUGCGCGCGUAUUAGGAAAGUAUUUAUUCGUGUCGACGCGCUUGUUUCAAGUAUUAACUGCCGAAGAAACGACUGUCCGCUGGCUAAACGCACAUUCAACGGCGAAGUCGUGGCAAGUCGUAAUCAAAAUUUCGUUCUUUUUCCUUGAAGAACUUUAAGAAUGCUAUUCCUAUUCUUUCUAGAAAAAACACGAUUGACGAUUGCAGCGAAAGAAUAGUCGAAUGGGUUUCCUCAUUUCAUUUAUAUAAAUAUACCUUUCCAUUCGACUCUUCUCGCGCGGGUCGCCAGAGUCGUUAUCCACAUCCCGUGACGGAGAAUAGCGAACAGUUUUGAAUGCAUUAUCCUUAAACGCGGAUCACCUCCUUGGCCCUGGAGCAUCCCCUCGUUAUUUGCAUUUCGAAUGAGACGAAUGGACGAAUCGAGUUUUAGUCUGAAUUCGCGGCAGGUUCGUAUCCGUUUCCACUUUGACGUUAACUGUCCGAUUAGUCGGCUGCGCAAAUAUUUCACAAACUGAUAUCUUCCCUGUCGUAUAGAAUUUCGACGUGACAUUUAUAUAUAUAUAUACGUACAUAUAUGUGCACGCACACGUGUAAAUUGUAAGUGAUUAAAAGCAGACGCGUCAUUUCUCGAUAGAUGGAAAUAUAUGUACAGCGCACGGAGCUGGUCUCCGGAAACGCCCCGCGCCGCAGGUAAUCGUUAAAUAUUGAUAGGUAUAAAACAUCGCGCGGACGCUUUUCGAGCGAGCGAAAACCGGUCGGACGCACGCGAGGGGAUCUUCGCGAGCGGUAGGUAAAUAAAUUAGGGCGAAUCGAUGGACUUUGCGUACCUAGUUGCAGAUUUCUCGCUUUCGUUCAAUUAGACAUUGGGACUUUACGACUGUGAGGAAUUCUUUCACAUAUACGUAUAGAUUCCUGUUUAAGAAUCUAUAUAUAUAUAUAUAUAUAUAUAUAUGAAGGAAUUUCAUUUACAUAUAUUCUCAGUCAGGAUUAAAAUAGGUACGUCAUUUUACAUAUGCAUAUAUUCUAUAUGCAUAUAUGUUCUCAUUCAGGAUUAAAAUACGUUAAACAGCCGUGCUCUUCUUAUUUUUAUGUAUCCGCGCGCAAUUCGUAUUCAUCAUUGAAAAAAAAACCAUUUACGGCGUAUUAUGCUAUAUGUGCUAUCACGAAAUGUCGGCUCUAUUCCUAUUCAUCGUGUAAAGCUAAUUAUAAUCCCGAAUCACCUUACGGUAACAUAAUUAGUACCUGAAUAUUAAGUGCUCUAGGUAUCUAUAAUAAUGUGAGCGACGAUGCUAUAACGACGGUAAUUUAAUUAUUCCUACUUUCUCGUAUGACGCACCUUGCUAUAUGUCGAAAUUAAUCAUUACACACGAUACGAGUCAUCGUGCCGCAUCUCCUCGCCGCAGUUGAUUUCGAUCGUCGAGAAACGGUAGAAAGUAUCGCGAAGGUGUUUGCCGACUGUAAGAAAGUAGUAAGUAAUGUAGAUUACAUAGAACUCGUAGUUGAAUUUGUCAUAGUUUGGGCAGUGUUAUUACGUAAGGAAAUCUACAGAGAAUAGAAUUUCCUAUAUAUAUAUAUACAAUGAAAUCCAAUUAAAUUAAUACGCACCGCCGUAUUGAUUCAAUCUCUGAAAAGUGGAACAAUCUCCGAUUCACGAAACGAACGAUUUUCAAUUCACGUGACGUCUCGUCUGGGAAAUAUCAGAGUCAAUCAGAACGUAUCCUUUUCAGCUUACACGUUUCCUUUUUCUCUUUUUAACGCAAUCCCUAUUCUUGGCCCGUAUGUGGGCCACGAUUUUUUCUCCCGAGUUCACUAAGUGAUAUAAAUUAGGAAGUUAAAGCUGUUAGAGCAGGGGCGCACGAUAUACGGGGCCAAAGUCAGGUUCCCCAGACAUAAUUUAUAUCGUUUAACGAUCAGGUAAAUGAAGAGCUAAAUCUCUCGUCGUUUCCAUUCUUCACGUUUAAAUAGCUGUACGUCCGUACUUUCUCUAUUACAUGUAAAAUUGUAUUACAUUAUCACGUCGUUAUCCGCAAAAAUAACGCAAAAGAUAUUUCACGGUGUGGAACUGUGGACUCCUUUCGACACAUAUGUGCCGCAGUUCGCACGAUAGAAUUUAGAACGUGAUGUGCCCCUGCAUUAGAGCGAAACUGUUUUUACUACGUGUAAUUAUCGACGCGUGUCAAGCGGCGAGUUUGUUAGAUCGUAAAAGUUGUAGUCUAUAAUGUUACAGAGUAUUUCUUAGUCGCGUUGAACAAUUAAGGUAUCCGAUUUCUUUGAAUCAAUAUAUAUAAGAAUCAACAUAAACGUUACCAAUCUUAACGUUCGUUACGAGACCUUUUUUAAUAUAAAAAAAAUAUAUAUAUAUAUAUAUACACAUUAACUUUUGAUGUGAUGAAUUGUUUGUAUACUGCCAAUUUUUAUAGGAUAUAAUCGAGUCUCGAUUUUCGAUGAACGCACGCAAUGGAAAAAUCGCAUGUGGUAAUUUUACGAAUUAAUCGACGAGAUUAAACGUCUUCGUGUUCUGUCGGGACAUUUGUAAAUGAUAGGACAUUUUUUCCUAAUCUCUCGCGAUCAUUAAAUCGUUUGUUAACGAAUUUUACACGGUAGACAAAUAGUUCACCUCGGACUGUAAACGAUUUUGGUAGAAAUCAUGGGAUUCGCUUAUGUCGCCAUAACGUAAAAUACUCAAAAGAUUUACGAAUUAUUUUCACUCCUUGCACCAAUUUGAUCGUUUAGCAAUAUUUUUAAUAGUAGUUUAUCUGUACUGCAAUUAUGAAACAUAUAAUGUUUUGACUACUAAUAAAUUUUGUAAAAGCAAGAAAUAUAUUUGAACAAAAAUAAUUUAGGUUUUCGUUUUUUUUAUAUGUACAAACAUGUGUUUUGAUUUAACGAGGUGCAUAAAGAAUUGAAGGAAACAAAAGGGUAAAUUUAAAAGUUAUGCAUUUUCAUGAAUUUAUUACUGUCAAAAUUAAUGAAACCAUUACGUCAAUAAUGCUGGUAGUAAUAAAUUCACAAAUUUGACGCUAUUUAUAAAUUACUUUUAUGUCUAUAUCAUCAUUCAUAAUAUCAUGGUAUACUUUUGUAUGGUACAUUUUGCUCGCGUAAUAUAUAUUAUACAAAACGUGCUUUUUUUUUUUACAUUAUUAAACCUAUCAUGAUUAUUAAAUUAUCAUUAAAAUCUAAUAAGAGAUCAUUUGUAUGCUACUUUAUUCGUAAAUUACCAUUUAUAUUAAAGAUUAUAAUUUUCAGGAUGACCUAAUUUCAGAAUUAAUUGCGUAUGUGUCUACGAUAUAGGUGCACGAAGAAUUAAAUGUUCCUCACAAUGAUUUUGUAUGACAUUAAAAAUUUUGUUCAAUUUUAUAUUCACAUUUUGAGAGAGAUUUGUGUAGCGAGUUUUUCUAGUUAGAUCAAAAUCCGAGCUUGGAGGUACUUGCACAAUCACGUUGCGUUUACGAUGAAAAAUAUCUUAAUCCGAAAUAUCACGAAAUUGUAAUAAAUGUUCUCAAGGAACCUGCGGUAAUCACGUUAAUCGCAUAACAGCUUUGUCGUCAAUCGAUUGUUAGAAAUCGCGUAACUCCGUUGCCUUGUAAAUAUACCUAAGCAAGGUUCCCUUAUUGCAACACGUUGAGCAUUUUGUAAAGUUUUAUAAAUAGUUCUACGUAGUUAAACAGCUGGACCAAUAAAGUAUAUAUCCGAUUGUACGUUACUUCUAUA
Temnothorax curvispinosus is the source of this 7151-nucleotide messenger RNA. Its product is annotated as monocarboxylate transporter 4-like. The record is from RefSeq and is a predicted model, not a curated record. Gene Ontology annotation, molecular function: monocarboxylic acid transmembrane transporter activity. Lineage: Eukaryota; Metazoa; Arthropoda; Insecta; Hymenoptera; Formicidae. Bases 665 to 2731 code for a protein of 688 amino acids. Gene Ontology annotation, biological process: transmembrane transport. The transcript is spliced from 12 exons.